AUUUACAGAAUAAACAACUCCAGAAGACCAGAAGCCUGCACGACGCCGCCGCCCGCACAUCCCUUGCGCCGCCGCCGCCGCCGCCUCGCCGCCCGUCUCUCUGCCCCCGGCUGUCGUGCCCAUCGAUCUCCCCGCCGACAGCCGGUCCUCUUUGUGUGGCGCUGCGGUCCUCCUUCCAUUCUCUCGCUGCUCUCCCUGCGCUGAGGAGCGCUGACCCCUGGUUCCUCCGCGCCGGCGUUGCCGCCCAUCGGGACAUCGUCGACUCCCUUAUAAGGAGAACUCAUGUCCAGGGCACGCAAUGCUUUAGUUGCCACUGGCUUGCUGAUCUUUGCUGGUGCUGGUUUAUCAUUUCCAUUUCUUUUCGUGAAAUCAAAGAACAGGCCUAUCAUUGAUUCAUCAAAACCUCUGCCACCACAGGCUACAUUCCGAGGACCAUAUGUGAAUACUGGAUCACGUGAUAUUGGACCUGAUCCUACCAACUAUCCCAAGAAGUGAUGUAUUCUUUCCUGACAUUUGAGGCCUGUUCCCUUUCAUCUCUUUGGGCAGAUCACAAAAGUGCACAACUCUGAAAUAGUGCGAUGUUAAAAGUACCUUGUAUUAUGUGCGUCCUUAUCAUGGUUGGGCCUUGCCACAUCUGUUUUUUUUCAGUAUCUCCUAUAUAAAGAAGGAUGGAUAUUGAAGACCUUUUAGAAGUGCAAAGUUUGCUCAAUAUUAAAAUAGUAUAUAUACUUUUGUGGAUGCAUAUAUGAUUACUUGUAGUUUUAGGAGCUCCAAUAGAAUGAAAUAUGGAUAUUGUAGGCCUCAUAGAAGUGUAAACUUUGCUCGUUAUUUUAUAUAUAGGUAUAUUAUUUUUUUAUGGAUGUUUAUAGGAUUAGUUGCAUCUCGUAUGUAUUAUUAA
Molecule: messenger RNA, 898 nt
Organism: Panicum hallii
Lineage: Eukaryota; Viridiplantae; Streptophyta; Magnoliopsida; Poales; Poaceae
Exons: 3
Coding region: 283-495 (70 amino acids)
Source: RefSeq, a predicted model, not a curated record